CAACAAAUUGCGUGAACAAAAUUUCUAACAAUUUUUCAUAUUUGAUUUUAACGCAUCAAUCUGAAGUUUUAUUCCAAAAAUCGAAAGAUGAGACUGAAAACUGCGCUGUUUUUUCUUUCCCUCCUGAAACUUUAUUAUUGCAAAGUUGAAAGUUGUUUUCAUCAACCAGGAAUCAAAAUUUGUCCCUGGAAGGUGCCAAAAUUUUCUUUGCCUAACCUACCCGGAUAUAUUUUGACAACCUCGGACAUAAACUUUUGCUUGAGCUUGUAUUCUAAAUAUCGCGCCAGUUUGGGAAUCUUCUGCGCCAGUGUUAGUUUGUGCGGUUUUGACGUUGAGUUGGAGUCAAAUUUUGAUUUGGCGAAAACAGAAGUUCCUGACCUGACCUGGGAUACUUGCCUAGUACUUGUCAGCCCUGAUAAACAUGAUUGCGAAGACAUCAGACAAAAACUGCAAAAGAAAAAACUGAUAGUCGAAACCGGACGAAUGUGUAACAUGACGGGAGAAAAGAUAUGCAACGAAGACUUUCUGCGAAAUUGCGAAAAUAUUGAAGGAGAUUUUACUUGUUCCGAAUGUAUCACCGGAGCAGAGGAGUACAUCUCAAUGGACGAGCGAAGCUGCAAAGAUAUGGACGAAUGCGCUUCUGAUGGAUGUGGUACGACGAGCGGAUCCGACUGUACCAACACACAUUUGUCUUUCUCGUGUGAGUGUCAACUCGGUUUCGAACAAGACAACAGAACAACUCAAUUUGCAUGCAAAGAUAUCGAUGAGUGUGUCCAAGAAACCUGUAGCAAAAUAGCAAGUUGCCAGAAUUCAGUCGGCUCAUAUCACUGCGAAUGUCCCCAAGGCUAUACCGAACAGAACGAUGAAUGUCAAGAUAUCGAUGAGUGUGACCAUGAAAUCUGUGGUGAAACAGCAACUUGCGAGAAUUCAGUCGGCUCAUAUCACUGCAAAUGUCCCCCAGGCUAUAUCGAAUAUAAUGAUGGAUGUCAAGAAAAUGCCAACUGGAACCUGAUCUAA
Messenger RNA from Symsagittifera roscoffensis, 1017 nucleotides. Its product is annotated as fibrillin-1-like. The record is from RefSeq and is a predicted model, not a curated record. NCBI's taxonomy places the organism in Eukaryota, Metazoa, Xenacoelomorpha, Acoela, Convolutidae. Bases 88 to 1017 code for a protein of 309 amino acids. Gene Ontology annotation, molecular function: calcium ion binding. The transcript is spliced from 6 exons.